Molecule: messenger RNA, 2105 nt
Organism: Coregonus sp. 'balchen'
Lineage: Eukaryota; Metazoa; Chordata; Actinopteri; Salmoniformes; Salmonidae
Source: the annotation of a GenBank genome assembly
AUGUGGAAGAACACCAGCAUUGGUAAGGAGAGAUCACUGGAUGGCACAGAAUAUAGGCUGGAUAUCAAGUCUGUAUUUUUUAGCAGGCCAGGUGAAUAAUAGAUUAUGUCAUUUUUGGGGGAAAUGGAACAAAGUUGUUUAAUUUUUAUUCUUUAAAGCUGAACAUUUGCUUUUGUAAGAACAUUGGAUUUUUGUGGGUGAAACAUCAAAGGAACUUUACAGAUUUCUGUCUUAGCACCUUUUUUUCUAGAACCUAAAAGGGUUCUGCGGUUGUCCCAUAGGAGAACCCUUUGAAGAACCCUCCAGGUAGAAUGGUUUUGGUUCCAGGUAGAACCAUUUUGGAUUCCACGUAGAAACCUUUCUACAGAGGGUUCUACAUGGAACCAAAAAGGGUUCUACCUGGAACCAAAAAGGGUUAUCCUAUGGGGACAGCCGAAGAACCCUUUUGGAACCCUUUUUUUCUAAGAGUGUAUGGGGUUUGUUUGCCACUUGUAAUGCUGCAAAGUGAUAGAGAGCCACAUACUGUACACAUUAUUGCCUUAGCAACCUAUGCUGGAGACAGACUCACUACAUGAUAAGACCCCCCCCCCCCACACCACCACCACCUCUGUCCUGCCAUGGGCUCCUGUCUCGCUCCUAUCUGACCUGGAACCUGUGUUUUCCCCUCAGAUGUCCCUAGACAGGUGGCAGUCACCGGAGCCUUGUCCCGGAGUGCCAACCGCAGAAAGAGGACCAGCUUCUCCAAAGAGCACGUGGAGCUUCUCCGUGUCACAUUUGAGACUGACCCUUACCCUGGCAUCAGCCUGAGAGAGAGCCUGUCCCAGAACACAGGCCUACCUGAAUCUCGCAUCCAGGUAAGCAGCUACAUACACACACACACAGGCAUGCAGGAACACACAAACACACACACGAGUGUAAUGGGUGUUGUUUACAUUACAAGGGCUCUGUGUUCAAAUGUGGUCUGCAUGGGUGCUGCUGAUACUAGUAUCAGGGUUUCUGUUUAUCUUUUAAAUCACUAAGAUGAUGUAAGCAGUUUUUAUCUGUGGUGUUGUUUGGUCUGAUUGGUAGACUGUACAACACUUAUAGUAAACAGAGCAGACAACAGCAAGAUAAGCCCCAACACUCUCACGAUAUUCUACAGGUGUUUGUGGGUGGGCUUGGGAAAUUAUUAACAUGGGUACAAAGCAAAUCAUUAUAUUUUAGUCAUUGGAGUCAACUAACUGCAACACAGUAUCUGUUUGCAUUGGAGGUGCAUUCUAACUGCUGUGUAAUAACACAAUUGUUUUGUCAUCUCUCUCCAGGUGUGGUUCCAGAACAGGAGGGCUCGGACUAUGAAGUGUAAGGGAGCUAAGGCCGUGUGGCAGUCCGACUCUGGCUUCCACUCCCCUGGUGAGUUCACCCCUGUCCAGGACCCAGUUUCCCAGCACCGCACCAUGGGGACAGGGGCUAUCCAGCCUGGCCUAGUCUCUCUGUCCACCUCCCCCUGCCUGCCCCCUGCCUACCCUGUCCAGGUGAAGGAGGAGGUGGAGGACUUUUUCUAUGGACGCUGCCGUCCACCCUACCCUGGAGAGGAGGAGACUGGCCACUACAACUCCUUGUUCGAACUGAGGCAGGCCAGGGUGCUGGGAGACAGCUCCAGCCCACCACUUAAUAGCCUCAGGCACCAGAUGGUUCCAGGAGCCUGGCCCCAGGCAGGUGAUCAGACAUCCCCAGUGCAGUCCAUGUGGAGCCCCUCUCCUCUGGAGGUAAGGAAAUACAGCUCAGGCUCCAGCCAGGCCUUCCUUUACCAUAGCUCAGCCGAGCAGCAGCCCCUCUACAGCAACCCCCAGGAAGCCUAUGGAGGCCCCAUUUCCCAGACCCAGGCCCCAAACACCCCGGAUUCCGGCUGCUGGGAGUUUGGACAAGAGAACACCCCUACGAUGGAAGGCCAAGGUUCCCAGUUGGAUGGCUCCUGGAGCACGGCUAUGUCUACCCCAGAAUACCCAGGGCAGGCCCCCUACCAUGCCCCCCUGCCAGAGCUCCCUGCCCUGUCCCUGCAGGAGAUCCUGAGGGAGCUGGAGGGAGAGUGGUGGGAGGGAGAUGGCCUGGACAGCUACCCCCAAUGA